GUCAGUUGUGCAACAUGCUGCUACUGUUAAAAAAAAAAAAGAAAGAAAAGAAAAAAGCUGAGUAAUGCUGGAGCCCGCUCAUGUGGCUGAUGCAAACCUGGAGAAUUUGCAUCAUCAUGGAGCUGGAGUAACUUGGUGUGACAGGCAGGAGGUUAAAUACAAGCCCAUGAGGAAGCUGAGCUGGUUUGUGAUGAUAGGGCACAGCCGCUGCUGCAGCCUCAGGAACAGGACGGGGAGGUGGGAACCCAGUGCACCAAGCAUGCACAGGUGUUUCUGAGGAGUAAUUAGAGAGCUGUGGGGGCUAAAACACACCUUUUGAGUUUUUACCUGUGAACACAGUGCGCUGAGAGAGACACUCUGAACGCAAAGAGGAAGAGACUUAAAGUCACACCAAAGAGACACUCAAGUUGAAAGUUUUGUUGCUGCUUUUUUUUUUUUUUCUUUUCCUUGCUAUUUUAUUUUUCCCCCGUGUGUCAGAACCAUGGUCAGAAAGCCCGUCGUGGCCACCAUCUCCAAGGGAGGUUACCUGCAGGGAAAUGUCCACGGAAGGCUGCCUGCCAGGGGUGGCAAGGAGCCUCCUCCAGCGGCAGCGGGGCAGGAGAGAGUGGUGCUGAAGAAGAAAAUCACCCUACUGAGGGGCAUCUCCAUCAUCAUUGGCACCAUCAUCGGAGCAGGGAUCUUCAUCUCCCCGAAGGGCGUGCUGCAGAACACGGGCAGCGUGGGCAUGUCCCUCAGCGUCUGGACCGCCUGUGGCAUCCUGUCGCUGUUCGGUGCUUAUGAUGCUGAGCUAAAUCUCCAGCCAGCUGUGGGAUUUUGUAGAAAAGUUUUGCUUAUAUGCUCAGUCCCUGUUCACUCUGGAGCCUUGUCCUAUGCUGAAUUGGGAACAAGCAUAAAGAAAUCUGGUGGUCAUUACACAUACAUCCUAGAAGUCUUUGGGCCAUUACUAGCCUUUGUACGAGUCUGGGUGGAACUGCUUAUAAUACGCCCUGCAGCUACUGCUGUGAUAUCUCUGGCAUUUGGACGUUAUGUGUUGGAGCCAUUUUUUAUGCCGUGUGAAAUUCCUGAACUUGCAAUCAAGCUCAUCACAGCUGUGGGCAUAACUCUAGUGAUGGUCCUAAAUAGCAUGAGUGUCAGCUGGAGCGCCCGGAUUCAGAUUUUCUUAACCUUUUGCAAGCUCACAGCAAUUCUGAUAAUUAUAGUCCCUGGAGUUAUACAACUAAUUAAAGGGCAAACACAGCAUUUUAAAGAUGCCUUUUCCGGAAGAGAUGCUAGUAUUAUGGGGUUGCCAUUGGCCUUUUAUUAUGGAAUGUAUGCAUAUGCUGGCUGGUUUUACCUCAACUUUGUUACAGAAGAAGUAGAAAACCCUGAAAAAACUGUGCCCCUUGCAAUAUGUAUAUCUAUGGUUAUUGUUACCAUUUGCUACGUGCUAACAAAUGUGGCCUACUUUACAACCAUUAGUGCCGAGGAGCUGUUGCUUUCAAAUGCAGUGGCAGUGACAUUUGCUGAGCGGCUACUGGGGAAUUUCUCCUUAGCAGUUCCCAUCUUUGUUGCCCUCUCCUGCUUUGGCUCCAUGAAUGGUGGUGUGUUCGCUGUCUCCAGGUUAUUCUAUGUUGCGUCUCGAGAGGGUCACCUUCCAGAAAUCCUCUCCAUGAUUCAUGUCCGCAAGCACACUCCUCUACCAGCUGUUAUUGUUUUGCACCCUUUGACAAUGAUAAUGCUCUUCUCUGGAGACCUCUACAGUCUGUUGAAUUUCCUCAGUUUUGCCAGGUGGUUUUUUAUUGGGCUGGCAGUUGCUGGGCUGAUUUAUCUUCGAUACAAACGCCCAGAUAUGCAUCGUCCUUUCAAGGUGCCGCUCUUCAUCCCUGCACUGUUUUCCUUUACGUGCUUCUUCAUGGUGGCCCUUUCCCUUUAUUCUGAUCCAUUCAGCACUGGCAUUGGCUUUGUCAUUACCCUGACUGGGGUCCCUGCAUACUAUCUCUUUGUUAUUUGGGACAAGAAACCCAACUGGUUUAGAAGAACAUCAGACAUGAUAACCAGAACAUUACAGAUAAUACUGGAAGUUGUACCAGAAGAAGAUUGUCAGAAAUUAUAAGUUAAUGCAUUGUUUUGACAAUCUGCUGAAACACAGAAAUAUAGUAUGGAUUUUUACUCCAUUUUCUUCAAAUCCAGAGAAUUGCAACUUUGGUGAUGGACUAAAUGAAUCAUGCAUUUCUGUUCACAUCUUCUAGUGUAGUCACACUAAUAUCUGAGGAACAGUGAUAAUACUAUGUCUUUGUAGAAAGCUGAUGCGCAGAUUGAACCAUAAAUUUACAUUGUCUUAGGUUUCUAAUACCUAACUGUUGAGGGUAAGGGAAAUGACUGUGGAGAUAGACCACUAGUCGGGUAGUCAUUCUCUAUGAUAUAUCUUAUGACAAAGAACCUUCAAAUCAUAGAGUAAACAUGUUUUCUGUAUAUAUGGGUUUUGUGAACAUGUUUUAGAUACUGUAGAUGAUUAAACUGUGAAAAGUAGUUUUUAUUCUUCUGAAAAAAUAAUGUGUCAUUAUUAUGACAAAGAGGAAAGAAGUUUUAUAUUGAUAUUUUUGGUAUUGCAUUGCUUCCCCUUGAAUAUCAUUGUUUACUGCAUUAUACAAAGAGCAUUUGAACAAAAGUAAAGCCGAUACAUAAUUCUGUUGAAUACAUAAGAGGAGAACUUCUAUUCUCCACUACUUCCAUUCUUUAUGAAGUAAAUCCAGGAAUUAUCUUAUUAAAGUCUGCCAUAGUUUAUGUUAGAGAUUUUCUCAGUUAUUAUUAGAUAUUCCAGUGUUAAUGUGCCAUGCUGUUUCAUGCCAGGUCACUUUAUGAAGUAGUUAUGUCUGCCUUGGUAUUCAAAUUAAGAAUCAUCAUCUCUUUCACUAAAACUUACCCCUUGAGAAAUAUGUCUAUAAUUACCCAUGUAAAUUUUUUUGGUACCAAGGAUUGAACUCCUGACCUUACACUUGCCCCACAGGCACUUGUGCCACUGAUCUAAAUCCCCAGCCCCAAUUUACCCAUUUAAAACUUCACAUUCCACUACUGAGGUGAAAAACAUCAUCAAUAAAGAAAAUACUCAGAAUAUCCAGCCCAUUUUUGUAUGUCGAUAUGAAAUGGUAAUAAUUCUGAACAUUUAAAAAAUUCUAUGGUAUUUUUGUAUGAUGAUAAAUUUUGACAAUUUAUGAAUUUCUUUAUAUAUUUUAUAUUCUGUUAAAAUAUCUAUACAAAUAAAACAGUCCAGAAUGACUAGGAAAGGACAUAUAUUUAUGUAGAAAUUGAGGAAGAAAUGAUACUGCUAAAUAAGAUUUAAAACAUGUUUCUAAAAAUUUCAACUUGUAAAUCCAGCCUUUGUCAGUGAUUUCUCUUUGUCUACUUGCAAAAAAAAAAAAAAAAAAAAAAAAAAACCAAAAACUGAUCACAAGUUUAUUGAGAGAAAGAGAAACUGCACGAGUGUAUGUUUUGACAAGUGUUAUUAAUUAUGCUGGAAUUUGGAACUAUUGCAGAAUUUUGAAGUAAGAGUAAUAGAGUGAUGGGAAAUUUCAAUUAUUAUUUGAAUAUCUCUAAGAUAAAAUGGUCAGAAUCUAGAACGUUUCAUUCUUUAGGUUUUUCCCAUUGUAAAAUAAGAAAUGUUCAAAGAAUUACACUGAUUAAAACAUUAAAACAGGCAUGGAACUCAUAGACAAUUGAUGAAGUAGAAAUGAUUUAUAAUUUGGAGCAAUUCCAGUUCACUAAUAACAUUUAAUAUGCAUGCAAGAUUGAUUUUUUGCCCAACUUAACUGCUUAAGUCUCUUAAGUAAAUUCAUUAUAAUGCCUUCUGUUUAUUCAUGGCAUAAAGUAUUCAAAUUUUGUUCUGUAGAACCUUUUUCUGAUUUAUUUUGUCAAUUUUUGAUUUGUCACAUCUCUUACCACUGUCUCUUUCUAGAAGUAAAAUUCCUUUACACAUCUAUUUUUACAAUCUCUAGGUCCAUAAGAUCUAAACACUCGGUGCCAGUAGACUUUUUAAAAAGUGAUGAUGAUUAAUUUGUGUUUCAGUUUAUUUUUAGGCCACAUCAUGAAAAAGCACAGGCUUUAAUUAGUGAAUUAAUAUUCAUAAUUCUUAUUAAAAUGGUAGCAUAUAAAGAAGAUUCCAGCUCAAAAACUUUAUGUUUGCAUUUUUUCCUACAGAGGAAAGUCCUUUUUUUAGACUGAUAUAUAUGCAUAGACUCACAUGUAUUUACUGUUACAUGUAUUAUAUUUGAUCUGGAGUACAUAGACAAAUGUUUACAUAAACAUUAUGGAUUUAUUAUAACACUAAAAGUAUAAAUGCCACGCAUUAUAACUAGUGUACUAGCUUCAAAAAUUCUUUUUUAGUGCAGGGAGUCAAAGCAUUUGAUUAUGAUUUCAAAAGAUCAAGUAAAGACUUCUAAAUUGAAGUACAACUUUUUUUACGUAAAGAAUGAUUCUCCUUAAUCACAAGUAGUUUCGUUAUCCUUAGGUGGAAAAAAAUUAAACACUUAUAAAUGGUGAAUUUGUUAGCUGGAAGUCAGCCUAUUCUUUUCUCUGUAUGGGAACGUAAAGAUUUGUCUUAGAAAGAUGGGAGACGGUUGUUCCAAACAUAAAGAAGCAUGCACCUUUCCUAAUACUCGCCCGCUCUGGUAGUACAAAAUUAGAACACUUUAUUAGGUUAUACUAGUAAUGAAUGGUGUUUUCACUAACACUGUGGAUGUCAAAACUGAUUUCCAGAUUGUCUUAUGUGCCUAUCGAAACUGUUACGUCAGUUGAUAUUUGAUAUAUCAACAGAUGGUCGCCAUGAGUAUAAUCACAUAACAGAAUUCCCUGUGAACUGUGAUCAACCUUCAAGAAACUCAUUAUUCUAUCUCAGGUUGCAGAUGAAUGUGAUGCUAAGAAAGGGAGCAACUCUGACCUUUGUUAAUAUUGAUCACUUAUAAUUCAGGCAUGUCAUAAAAGGAUAGAAAACUGAAGGCCGAAAUAACAGAAAAUGAAAGGCAGUAUGUGAUGAAGUGUGUAUUUUGGUGUUAUAGAUUAGAUAACUGGAUUUGUCUGCAAUGUAUAAGCAGAUAUCCUAAGAAGCUAAUUAAAUGUGUUUCAGUGCCUCUUACUUAAGUUCCUUCCAAUAUUCUGUACCUAACUUUGGAUUAAGAAUUUUAUAUUCAUUUUCUUAAAGUAAAAUUAUAUAUUUCUGGCCCCAUGAAAUCCACAUCUGUCAUUGUAUAGUAAAAUAAUUUCCUUGAUGGAAUAUUUAAUAUAUAUUUUAGGUAUUAACCUUAUCCAUUAACUGAUGUAUUUAUAUCUAAUUAUUAAUUGGUAGUGUCAUAUGUGAUAAGAAAAUAGUUGAUUUUUGAAGAAAAGAAACACAAUGAAUGGAAUUUAAAUUGUAGCUCUUUUUCUUAGUUUAGAAAAAAUAGUUGGAAUUUUAAUACAGAUGAUUUUACUUGAAUAUAAUAGUGCUUCAUUUUACUCUACAUAAUAAGCAGUAUAUUGGUGCUGAUAUUGUUUCCAGUUACUUCUUAUUUUCCAAACCAUUUGAAAUCAGCAAUUAAAUCACGGUAUUGUGGAACUAGGAAGAAGCUCAUAGUGGAUGUAAAUUAAAAUAGAGAAAGGGUCAGUUUUUGUAGCUUCUGUUUACAUUACUUAAACGUAGAUAAAGGAUUACCUAUAUGUGUACUUUAGUUUAAUUUCCCCCAAAACAGUAUUUUAAAAUUUAUCUCAAUAUAUGUAACUAUCUAAAAAUGCCACCUGUUUCUAGGCCACAGUUUGUUAGAACUGUACUUAAAAACAAUUUAACCAUAAAUUUUUGAAAGUUAUCCUUUCCUUCUUUUAUUGCAUUUUCAAGUUAGUUUACAUCUAAAACUAAAUGUUAUAUGUAUUUUUACCAUACAUACAAAUUAAAAAAUCACGAAUCAUGGUCUUAACAGAAAAUGCCAAUUUUCCUUAUGUUGUGAGAUAUCUUCCUUAUAAUCUUAUACCAAUAUUAACUUGGUAUUUUUGAACUAGUUUUGGUUUAUUUGUAUAAAUUAAUGAUGCCCUUUAUUUCAUUUUUUUGUGUUAUACCCUUAAGUUAGGAAAUGAGUUUUAAUUUGUAUAAAUUCAGUUAUCUAGAUUUUCUUAGUUGGAAUCUACCACACAGGUUUACUUUCUUGAGAGAUUUUUCUACACUCUUCUUUGUUACCAUUUGGUUAAAACACACAGAGUAUUGUUACAGACUCCAAAUACCAAGUUUCUCUAUGUGCAUAUGUUUGCUCAUUUCAGGGUACACUUAUUGUAUCAAUAAUGUCCUUUGCGAUUUUAUAGAUGAAGAUUCUCUCAAGAAAUUAGGGUGCAUGAGGCAUCUGAGAAACAUGCAAACAGAUGCAGAGAUUUGAUUUUUUUGUUUGUUUGUUUGUUAUUUGUCUUUUUGAGACAAAGUCUCCCUAUGAAUUUCAGACUGGCCUUAAACUCACUUUGUAGCUCAGACUGGGCUUGAACUCUCAAAAAUCCUCCUGCAUCAGCCUACUGAGUGCUGGGAUUAUGAUCUGCUGCAGGAAUUUGAAAGUGAACUUUUUUUUUCUGCUCUCAAUAUCUACACUACCUACUUUAUUGGUUAGAAGACUUCCUUGUUAAGUCCUUUUUACCUCUUGUUGAAACUUCUAAAAGACCGUGAUGAAAGACAGAGGGGAAGAGAUAAGAGAAUAGUGUAAUUAUUUCUUUUGCAGUGGUUGCUAUAUUUUGAAUAUUUUUUGUGACAGGGUAUUUUACACAGAGUCUUGUGUGAAAAUGUGUUAGGUCUUUGGAUGUUACAGCUAUAUAAUUGGGAAGUGAGUGGUCAGACUUUAAUGUGAUUGUGAAGUUAGACCUCACAUACUGCUACUAAUGAACCUUAUUAGAAGCAUGCUAGGAAAUACCUACAUAGCACACUGAAAUACAAUGCAAUGUUCUUUCCUGGCCUGUGGCUUGAACUGUCUUAUUUCAAAGGAUUUCUAAAUUAAUUUUUUUCCUAGAAUUUCUCCCUUACUGUAAAUUCUACUUACUCACUAAUACAAUGUGAAAAUAUAUUAAUGUAGCAAAAUACUUCAGAGAAAUUAAACUUGUUUCAAAUGAUUAUGUGUUUAUAAAAAAGUACUUGAAAGCAAACAAUGCAAACACAGGAACAACAACCACACACACACACACACCCAUGGUUUUACAGAACCCUCUAACAAUUCUAAGUAAUCUGAUCCUUUCAUUGAAAAAAAUUUAUUUAAUAGUUUUCCUUGUGAAUCUUACUACUGCUGCCAUAAAUCUAGAACUAAAAUUUUAAAACCUAUUGAAAACUUGUUUUUUUCCCUCCUCCUCCUCUUUCUUCUUUUGGUUGGAGUAUUAAGUUCAAGGAAUAUUGAGCAAUGUCCCCAGACCCUCUGUUAAUUUUUAUUUUCUAGAUAGUAUUGUUAAGUGGCAUACAUUGAGCUUGAAUGUGUGAUACUCUGUGUCAGCCUCUUCCCUAAGUGACUGGGGUCACAUGUGUGCAGCACUGUACCCUGGUGGGGUUUUUUUUUUUAUGUUAUCCAUGUUCACUAUUUAAAAGAUUCUAGAAUCCAUGGCAAUAGUAAGAUAUACUUUGCUUUAAAAUUUUGCUUAUUUAGGGCACAGACAUUGGCCCCGAAUUUCUCCCUCUCUACAGAUGGACUGCAGUUCACUAGUAAUGUUUUCAGAAUACAAUACUUCUCAACAUUAGAAACUUUGCAAAUAUAAGGAUCAGAUGUUUUUUUUUUCCUAUGCCAAACCAGUGAAUAAAUGUGUAGCUGUAUUUUACAGAUGCUAAGUGUUGACUACCUAUGGUUUUAUAGUAAGCAUGUGCCAGAAGAGUCAAGACAAAUGACCUCUUGUACUGAUGUGUGGUGAUCUUCAUCUGUCUUACCUUUCUGACAAGGAUUUAAGUCUAAAUUUCAUAGAGCCUGGUGCUCGCUUAUCACAGAAUGGAUUACAUGGUAGUAAUGCACUGGUAGAUGAUUUUUAGUUAUUAGUUCAUAGUUCAUCUCAUGAUGAAUCUUUUAUGUAUUUUUAUUGUGAGUGUAUCUGGAUUUACUUUAUAAAACAUGGGUUGUAUUUAUCUAAAAUUUGACCCAGUUAAUGGCCUUUUUUUACUUGUAAAGGGAUAGAAACAUGUUGUAUAUGUUCAUAUUAACAUUGUUAGGUACUAUGUAUAAAUAUAUUUAAAUACCUUUUUUUGUCUUUGGCAAUAAUUUGCAUCAAUGGAAUCAAUUUAACUCAAUGAGAAAGUGAUUGCUUACUCUUAAGGUUUAUUUAUGUUGGAAGUCUUCCCUUUGAUCUGUGUUUCAAUUAUAAUUGACAGAACAGCUAAGCCCUGACGUUUGAUCUGCACUGUGUUUGUCAUGACCUUGUGCCAUUCCCCAAACUGUGACAGCAUGAUGGGUUUGGCCUAGAGAUCUAAAAUGCAGGACUAGAAAGACCCAGCAGAGAAAAAAAUAACACUCAGUACCUUGCGUGGGCCUCAUCCUGGCUGUUAUUUCUUCAUUCUGACACUGUGAUAAUGAAACACGGUAAAGACGAUGGUCUGCACUUUGUACAAAUGUAAUUCAGUGUCUUAUAUUGACCAAGAUAUGCUUAAAGAGCAAAAUUGCUUUUCUGCAUCUAUAUUCCAACUGCCUUAGGAAUACAGAGGUAUUAAACUAUGAGGACUUAAGUGGUGCAAGGAGAAUUUCCUUGGUGGAUUGUGUUGUUUUUUUAGGGUUCUUUGGCACUGAGGUCUGUACCAAUAUGUGCUCUGUGAAAUAAAAUAGAUCUUUCUACAGCGAAACGCAUUCCCUCUGGGGAGAGCCCUGGUGCAGCAGUCACUCUGCCAGAUGGUGUUUAUGGGCUAUUUGUGUAAGUGGUAAGACGCUAUGAAACAAGUGAGCUUUUGUCUGAUGGGAACGCAACGCACGCGCUUUGGUAUGGAAUGAAUUUUGGUGCAAUAUGAUUUCACUCCAAUCUGCGUUGAAUUUAAUUGUAGUUGUACUUAUGUAUAUGAAUACCUGUUCAUGCUUCUAGGUGCCUCUACUUUGUAUAUCGGUUUUUGUACAUAUUUUUACUUGAAAAUAUUUCAUUGACAUUUAAAUAAACAUUUGAUAGUUUACAGAACAAA
Messenger RNA from Cavia porcellus (domestic guinea pig), 9109 nucleotides. It is a transcript of the gene Slc7a11, whose product is annotated as solute carrier family 7 member 11. Lineage: Eukaryota; Metazoa; Chordata; Mammalia; Rodentia; Caviidae. The coding region runs from base 482 to 2092 and encodes 536 amino acids. Gene Ontology annotation, biological process: amino acid transmembrane transport. Gene Ontology annotation, molecular function: L-amino acid transmembrane transporter activity. The record is from RefSeq and is a predicted model, not a curated record. Gene Ontology annotation, cellular component: membrane. The transcript is spliced from 13 exons.